Messenger RNA from Racocetra persica, 144 nucleotides. Lineage: Eukaryota; Fungi; Glomeromycota; Glomeromycetes; Diversisporales; Gigasporaceae. The record is from the annotation of a GenBank genome assembly.
GCUGCUACUGCCAAUAACUGGAGUGCUACUAGAAAACUUGCCAUCGCUAAAGUCUACAUACAUAACAAUGCGGAAGACUGGUUAAAAGGAACAGAAGAAGAAAUUCAGCAAUACGAUACUGGUGAUAAUGAUAAUCAAUUUAAA